Molecule: messenger RNA, 1830 nt
Organism: Scomber scombrus (Atlantic mackerel)
Lineage: Eukaryota; Metazoa; Chordata; Actinopteri; Scombriformes; Scombridae
Gene: unga
Product: uracil DNA glycosylase a
Exons: 7
Coding region: 627-1529 (300 amino acids)
Biological process (GO): base-excision repair; base-excision repair, AP site formation via deaminated base removal
Cellular component (GO): mitochondrion; nucleus
Molecular function (GO): uracil DNA N-glycosylase activity
Source: RefSeq, a predicted model, not a curated record
UUCUUACUUUGAUGGGGCCACGAUAGUAGGUUAGUCACAAUUAUUUGAUUAUUAAUUAAUGUGCUGAACACUUUCUCAAUUAACUGAUCAGUUGUUUAGUCUAUAAUAUGUUAGAGUAUCUAAAAUGCACACAGGCUGCAUAUAGUUAUACAUUAAAACAGCUUAUUUGUACGAUCAAAAGUUCAAAAUGCAAAAAUAUUCAUUUUACCAUAAACCCUCACAUUUGAGAAUCUGGAACCAACCUAUUUUCGGUAUUUUUCGCUUGAAAAAUGUCUUAAUUGAUUAAUUGGUUAGCAAAGUAGUUGCCAAAUAGUUUUAAGUCUUCAAAACUGUGUAAACAACAAAUACCUCGACAAAAACGUCCUAUUCCUACAGAAAAAUGUGUUUUACAGACGAAAGCUAGGUGCUGCAGAGUGUAGAAAACAUCUAGGAGCACGGUGUUUCUUGAACAGCUCUCAGCUCAUUAUCAUAACUUGCUUUCGUCACUUUGUCUCGGCGGGAAAUAUCAGUGAGUUUUUUGUUUUCUGAAGAGCCCACCGCUGUUCAGCGCUUACAUUUCAGCAAUUUACUGAACUUAAUUAGUGAACCGACACUUGUUUUGUACCGCCAAGGUGUUUUUAAAGAAAAUGAUUGGACAGAAAACUAUUAACUCGUUUUUUUCGCCUGUACAGAAAAAGAGGAUUUCUGCGGAGUUAAAUGAAUCAGAGGAGGAUGCCAAAGACCCGAAGAAGCCGAAGUCCUCGGCGGUGGAGCCAGAGCCACGCAGCCCGCCUACGGCUCCUCUGUCCCCGGAGCAGCUGGACAGGAUCGCCAGCAACAAGAGAGCCGCGUUGGAGAGGCUCGCUUCCGCUCAGACGCCUCCUGGUUUCGGGGAGAGCUGGAGAAAAGGACUGUCCGCUGAGUUUGGAAAGCCGUAUUUCAAAACGCUGAUUGAUUUUGUUGCUGGAGAGAGGAAACGCCACACAGUGUACCCACCUGCUGAACAUGUCUUCACAUGGACCCAGAUGUGUGACGUCAAAGAUGUCAAAGUGGUGAUUCUUGGCCAGGAUCCGUAUCAUGGUCCUAACCAAGCACAUGGAUUGUGCUUCAGUGUCAAAAGACCAGUGCGUCCCCCACCCAGUUUGGAGAACAUGUACAAAGAACUGGUCUCAGACAUUGAAGGUUUUCAGCACCCUGGACAUGGAGAUCUGACCGGAUGGGCCAAACAAGGUGUGUUACUGCUCAACGCUGUGCUGACAGUUCGAGCGCACCAGGCCAACUCCCACAAAGACAAAGGCUGGGAGACCUUCACAGACGCUGUCGUGCAUUGGCUCAGCAACAACCUGGAAGGCCUCGUCUUCAUGCUAUGGGGAUCAUAUGCUCAGAAGAAAGGUGCUGCAAUUGAUAGGAAACGCCACCACGUCCUGCAGGCUGUGCAUCCUUCUCCUUUGUCAGCUCAUCGUGGGUUCUUUGGGUGCAGGCAUUUCUCAAAGGCAAAUGAGCUGCUAAAGAAAUCUGGAAACUCUCCUGUGAACUGGAAGGCACUUUAAGUUGUUGAUGAAUGUCUGCUUUUCUUACGCAUGUUGAUUAACUACAAACCAAAAUCCACCAAUAAGCUUUUCCUAGUUCCUUGUUUCAGCAACAAUAUGUGCAGAGUUUUCUUUAUAAAAGUGACUGAAUGUUCUGCAAAGGGCUUUUCUUCAAACUGUUGGGAUAUAUAUAUUUGUAUCAUCUGCACUUCUAGUCAGUUUCAACAUUGUAAAUAUGUUUGUGUACACUGUUGGCUUUCUUUUUUUAAAAUUGUAUUAUGUUUACAUUUUUGUACUGAAACGUUGGCUCCAUUAAAGUGGU